Messenger RNA from Sclerotinia trifoliorum, 614 nucleotides. NCBI's taxonomy places the organism in Eukaryota, Fungi, Ascomycota, Leotiomycetes, Helotiales, Sclerotiniaceae. The record is from the annotation of a GenBank genome assembly.
AUGGAUCGAAAAAAUCCUCCAGAUACGAAAAAUGGAAAUUUAAGGACCAAUCGUAAGUACAGAAAUUAGGAUCGUUGCCCCUUGUCAUAGUAGCUGAAUCUAAACUUCCCAAAGGUAACAAGAGAGCAAGAACAGACGAGCCAGCGCAAGCUGAGCUUGAUGGAGCAAUGGCAGUCAUAGAACAUAACCUACAAGCGAAAUCAAAGAUGGAAUCAGAGAUCGAGAAUUUCAAAGUACGAAUCGAACAAUUGAGUUCAGAGUCUAGCGCGGCCACGUCAAGAUACCAGCGACUCUCUGAUGAGAAUGCGAAUCUGCAGAGGAUUAACCAGAAACAGGCCAGCAGAAUUGAGAGACAGCAAGCUGAGCUGUCAAGAAUCAGAAAGGAGAGGUCUGAGGAGUCAGAGACACUUUCUGCUGCCUUGGCUAGUUUGAACGACAAUGUGAUAGUGGUGGAAGAAAAGGUUAUGCAACUUGCAUCAAUACUCAAGACUGCAUGUGAAAGAAGAAUAAAGGAGCUCAGAGCACAAAUAGCGGAGGGGCAGAAGCGUGAAGCAAAAUUAAGGGAUUUUGAACAGUUUUGGGCCAAUCUCAAGAAGGUUAUGGCUGAGGCAUAG